GUAGUUCAUGAGGCUCGGCUGGGGCGCCAGGAAGGACUGGUGGUUGGGGACCCGAGCAGCGCUUGCGCUUGGUCGCGCUGGGGAGCAUCAUGUCCCGCGUGUCGGUGCCCUGCCAUGUAAAAGGCACCGUAGCUCUGCAGGUGGGCGACGUGCGGACCUCCCAUGGCCGGCCUGGCGUGCUGGUCAUCGAUGUCACCUUCCCCAACGUCGCGCCCUUCGAGUUACAGGAGAUUACAUUUAAGAAUUACUACACAGCCUUUUUGAGCAUCCGCGUCCGUCAGCAUACCUCGAUGCACACACCGGCCAAGUGGGUGACUUGUCUGCGGGACUAUUGUCUGAUGCCCGACCCACACAGUGAGGAGGGAGCCCAGGAGUAUGUAUCGCUGUUCAAACACCAGAUGCUGUGUGACAUGGCCAGAGUACUGGAGCUACGCCUGAUUCUUCGGCAGCCAUCACCACUGUGGCUGUCUUUCACAGUGGAGGAGCUGCAGAUUUAUCAGCAGGGACCAAAGAGCCCCUCCAUGACCUUUCCCAAGUGGCUCUCCCACCCAGUCCCCUGUGAGCAACCUGUCCCCCUACUUGAGGGUCUCCCAGACCCCAGCAGGGUAUCCUCCGAGGUGCAGCAGAUGUGGGCGCUGACAGAGAUGAUCCGGGCCAGUCACACCUCCACAAGGAUCGGCCGCUUUGAUGUGGAUGGCUGUUAUGACCUGAACUUGCUCUCCUACACUUGAAUGGUUGCUCCUAGCCAAGAUAUUGGCCUUUCUGUGCCCACCCAGGCUUGUUUUGGGCCACCAGAGGCCGAAGUGUGUUCCCUGUGCAUUCCAAGUGUUGCCUGCAUGCCUGUACUGUCUGGGCCAUGUUCACAGAUUCAGGAUUCUUGGGGGCUUACUGUAUUGCUUCAGCAUGAACUCCUGGCGGGAAUGCACUCUGUCUUCACCUGGCUGCAACCCAGUUCUUCUUUCUUCUUCUAUCCUAACAACACUCCAGUUCUACUUACUAAGAAUCCUCGAGGACCCUCUGCCCCUCCUGCCAACAUUCACACUCCUGUCUUCUGCCUGCUCCUUCACCCUAAAUGCAGUUAGGCUGAAAAGACCUACUAAAACCUCCAUCUAACCUGGAAGGCCAUUGCUGCAAUGGCAUUCUCGUAUGUAGAUUGGGAAGCUUUAGGAAGAAACAGAAACCCCAUUUCUU
Propithecus coquereli (Coquerel's sifaka) is the source of this 1191-nucleotide messenger RNA. It is a transcript of the gene NICN1, whose product is annotated as nicolin 1. The record is from RefSeq and is a predicted model, not a curated record. Bases 90 to 731 code for a protein of 213 amino acids. Gene Ontology annotation, cellular component: nucleoplasm. NCBI's taxonomy places the organism in Eukaryota, Metazoa, Chordata, Mammalia, Primates, Indriidae. The transcript has 6 exons.